CCGAAAUGAUGUAAGAGAGAGGGAGAGAGUGGAGGAAGGCUUACCAUUAACACAGUAGCAAACUGUGUUCCUUUGGCAAUGGCUAGUAAUAUCGAGGAUAUUAAUCCUCCUCUGCAACAACAGCAACAUCAAACAAGGCCUCCACCACCACCCCCACCACCUCCACCGUCACCACCUUCUUCUUCUCCAUAUUCAACUACACCCCCUCAACAGCAACAACAAGGCAAUAAGAGGAGGAAAUCGGUCGAAUACCACUACUCAAAGUACAUCCAGAUACGAGCUCUCCUCAAGGGCCUUCGCCCUUCAUUUAUGGAGGUUUUACGUGCACGUGAUUUCCGCAACAGUAGAGGAGCCAAUGAAAUUCGAAAAGGGAUGAGAUUGAUGAUGGAGAUGUCAAAGCAACUGAGGUCGGAUACAAUCUUAACAGGGAAAGGAAGGAAAGGAGAGGCUUGUGAGGAAUACAUUGAGAGGUGUCAAGAGGAGCAACAUGUUGAGAGGAAUGAGAAAAUGCAGGAGGAACCCUCAACACCAGCCAUGAACACAGAUAAGAGCCAGCAAGAUGAUGAGCCCACGGGUUUGUAUGUUAUAGGUGGGUCUCCCAUUGGAUCAAAUUUUAUAAUGUACCCUGGGUCUGCACUUGUCUUCUAUGGCCCGAGAAAGUCACGAGCAUAAGUAUGGGUUUUUUAAUGA
Messenger RNA from Amborella trichopoda, 690 nucleotides. RefSeq lists its product as uncharacterized. The record is from RefSeq and is a predicted model, not a curated record. NCBI's taxonomy places the organism in Eukaryota, Viridiplantae, Streptophyta, Magnoliopsida, Amborellales, Amborellaceae.